UGAAGAAAAAGCAUUCAUACUGGGCGAGAACAACAAUGCCGUUUUAUGAAGUGAGCAUGAUCACACGAUCUCUGUCAAAGGCAGAUCUUGUUAAAGCUUUAACGCGUGCUGGAAACACUUUGCUGGAUCACGGAGCAGUAAUUGAAAAGGUUGAGUCACUGGGUCAUCGAGAUUUACCGUAUAAACGGCUGGCCAAACAGACAAAUGAGCCCGUCUACGCUUCAAAUUUCUUCCUCUUCAAGGCGCACAUGUCUCGGGAAGCUAGACAGAAAACAAAGUCUAUUUUGACACAUGACCUGGACACGGUUCAAGUCGAUCUAAUUCAAGUGGACACACUGCCGGCUCCAAAGGUUGAAUGCAAUCUGGAAGAAAUCCUCAAAUCUCCUGCCGAACGUCAAGCAGUCAAGGAUUUGAGAGAAAAUCAAAAGAUGGGUCAUUUCACGCGACAGAUGAUCUACAAACGUACUGAAAAGGAGUGGAAGAGUAUCCCGAAGAGUUACCCAAUUGCUCCGCCAAGGCCCUAGACAUGAAAUUCGUAAUCGACUUAAAUUUACGGGUCGAAGAUCGCCGACAAUGCACUUUUGGCCACACCUCCUUAUGAUAGUGUUAUCAAACGAGGCUAUCUUUUCGUACUUUGCGUUGUCUGUUUUCUCGAUUCUUCUGUACAGUUUUAGGAUUUAUAGAGUGAUUUUUGUUUUCUUAAAGUUGAAUUGAUUUGUUUUGUUUCAUGAAUAUCA
Caenorhabditis elegans is the source of this 737-nucleotide messenger RNA. It is a transcript of the gene mrps-6, whose product is annotated as Small ribosomal subunit protein bS6m. Gene Ontology annotation, molecular function: rRNA binding; structural constituent of ribosome. Lineage: Eukaryota; Metazoa; Nematoda; Chromadorea; Rhabditida; Rhabditidae. Gene Ontology annotation, biological process: translation. The transcript has 4 exons. The record is from RefSeq and is marked reviewed. The coding region runs from base 36 to 524 and encodes 162 amino acids. Gene Ontology annotation, cellular component: ribosome; cytoplasm.